Molecule: messenger RNA, 3403 nt
Organism: Empidonax traillii (willow flycatcher)
Lineage: Eukaryota; Metazoa; Chordata; Aves; Passeriformes; Tyrannidae
Gene: SLITRK6
Product: SLIT and NTRK like family member 6
Exons: 2
Coding region: 555-3077 (840 amino acids)
Biological process (GO): regulation of presynapse assembly; axonogenesis; positive regulation of synapse assembly
Cellular component (GO): membrane
Molecular function (GO): protein binding
Source: RefSeq, a predicted model, not a curated record
GUGGGGAAGGGCUUAAAGGCUGAGUCAAAAGCCAAGAAGUCUCUUUAUUUACGCCUACCUCCCAGCCCCUGGCAGUCUGACUAAUAACAAACUGAGCUAACAGGAAAGACUAGAAAGAACAGAGAGAACACAGGAGCAGCUUGCAUCUAAAAAUCUGACAAACCAAGUGAUCAAGUCAAGCUCUGCUGAGCAUCUUGUUUAUUUACUGCAUCCAAAUGCUUGCAAACAGUUAACUAUAUGCAGAAAAGUCAGCCUAGCUGUGAAGUAUGCUGUGAAUUUUAAUUGAGGAAAAAGGACAACUGCUUACAGGAUGGUCUGAUGUGCACGGCUGCCUGGAAGAUUUUUUCAAUUGAAUGCUUUGUACUUUGUCUUCUGAAGAAGGAUUUUAACUUUAUGGAGCUGUAGCAUUACCAGAGCUUGCAGCAAAGUGAAACUCGGAAGAAAGUGUGCAUUUUUCCGUGGGAAAAUUUACAUUGCAUUGAAGCAGCUGCUCCAACAGUGCAUUGCUGAGUGUUUCAGGGAGUGUUACUGCUGUACAGAAUCUGCUGGACAAGAUGAAGCUUUGGACUUUUAUUCUAUAUUCAGUUGUGGUUGCAUCUGAUCCUUUCCAGUCACAGCCCUCUUUUUCUUCAGCCAGAGGAUCUUGUCAGAAUCUCUGUUCCUGUGAAGAAAAGGAUGAUACCAUUAUUAUAAACUGUGAUGAAAGAGGCAUCAAGAUGGUUUCAGAAAUAAAUGUCCCACCAUCACGGCCUUUCCAUCUUAAUUUGUUAAACAAUGGCCUGAGUAUGUUACACAUGAAUGAAUUUGCUGGCCUUGUUAAUGCUAUCUCUCUACAUCUUGGUUUUAACAAUAUUGCAGAUAUUGAGCCUGGGGCUUUCAAUGGUCUCAGCCUUCUUAAACAACUUCAUAUCAAUCACAAUUCUUUAGAAACACUUAAAGAAGAUACGUUUAAUGGAUUGGAAAAUUUGGAGUUUCUUCAAGCAGACAACAAUUUCAUCACAGUGAUUGAAGCAAGUGCCUUCAGCAAGCUCAACAGGCUUAAAGUGCUUAUUUUGAAUGAUAAUGCCAUUGAGUAUCUUCCUCCAAACAUAUUUCGUUUUGUGCCGUUGACCCAUUUAGAUCUGCGUGGAAACCAGUUACAGACACUGCCUUAUGUUGGCUUUUUGGAACACAUUGGUAGAAUACUAGACCUUCAGCUGGAAGAUAAUAAAUGGGUCUGUAACUGUGAUUUGUUGCAGCUCAAGAUAUGGCUAGAAAACAUGCCUCCUCAGUCAAUAAUAGGUGAUGUUGUAUGCAAUAGUCCUUCAGUUAUUAAAGGCAGCAUCUUAAGCCGGUUGAAAAAAGAAUCACUUUGUCCUACUCAUCCUGUCAACGAACUUGAAGAUCCUUCAGGGUCACUACCCCUGGUUGUGACCACCUCUAUCAGUGAUAGUCACCUAUCAACUAAGGUGAUUCCUCUUCUGAAAGCUCCUACUAAAGAACCAAGUUUAGUGCUUCACACUUCAAAGCCUACUACGUUUCCAGGAAUCUCUUGUCCCGUCCCCUGUCACUGCACCAGCCAUAUGCUCUCAGGAGUUCUUAUGCACUGCCAGGAGCGAAAUAUUGAAAGUUUGUCUGACUUAGGACCACCUCCUCCAAAUCCUAAAAAGCUUAUUCUGGCUGGAAACAUUAUUCAGACAUUACUGAAAUCAGAUCUGGUGGACUAUGCCAGCCUGGAAAUGCUUCACCUGGGGAAUAAUCGCAUUGAAAUCCUUGAGGAAGGUUCCUUUAUGAACCUGACUAGACUACAGAAAUUAUAUCUCAAUGGCAAUCAUCUUACCAAGUUAAGUCAGAACCUUUUCCUUGGCCUUCAGCACCUUGAGUACUUGUACCUUGAAUAUAAUGCCAUCAAAGAAGUUUUGCCAGGGACAUUUAAUGUAAUGCCAAAACUGAAAGUCCUCUACUUAAAUAACAACCUUCUGCAGGCUUUGCCACCUCAUAUCUUUUCAGGUAUUCCCCUCACUAGAUUAAAUCUGAAAACAAACCAAUUUGCUCAUUUGCCAGUGAGCAAUGUCUUGGAUGAACUGGAUAUGCUGGUACAAAUAGAACUUGAAGACAACCCUUGGGACUGUACCUGUGAUUCAGUUGGUCUGCAAAAAUGGAUACAAAAACUGAGUAAGAAUACCAUGAUGGGUGGUAUUUUUUGCAAAUCUCCGGGGCAUCUAGCAAAAAAGGAAUUAAAAUCCCUGAACAGUGAAGUCUUGUGUCCGGGUUUAAUAAACAGCCCUGCCCUACCAACUCAUGCCAAUUUUGUAGUUUUGACAACUUCUUCUCCUACUGCCAACACUGCAGAUACCAUCCUACGGUCCCUUACAGAUGCUGUCCCACUUUCUGUUCUAAUCUUAGGACUGCUCAUUGUGUUUAUAACUAUUGUAUUUUGCGCAGCAGGAAUAGUUGUUCUUGUUCUUCAUCGGCGACGAAGGUGCAAAAAGAAGCAGGUGGAUGAGCAAAUGAGGGACAGUAGCCCAGUUCACUUGCAGUACAGCAUGUACGGGCAUAAGACAACACACCACACAACAGAACACCCAGCUGCCACUCUCUAUGAGCAACGUAUGGUCACCCCCAUGGUGCAGGUCUACCGAAGCCCGUCCUUCAGCCCCAAGCACACUGAGCAACAACAGCAGGAGGGAAGUGAGAAGGACGCUAACGAUUGCAAGUAUCUUCGCCGAAGUCUCCUGGAAAGAGAGAAUAGUUCACCACUUACAGGUCCAAAUGUCAAAUACAAGGCUACAGAUCAAUCUGCUGAAUUUCUGUCUUUUCAGGAUGCUAGCUGCUUGUAUAGAAACAUUCUUGAGAAAGAGAGAGAACUCCAGCAACUAGGGAUCACAGAGUACCUAAGAAAAAAUAUUGUCCAGCUCCAGCCUGACAUGGAAGUUCAUUAUCCUGGAGCACAUGAAGAGCUGAAGCUAAUGGAGACACUCAUGUACUCCAGGCCAAGAAAGGUUUUUCUAGAACAAACUAAAAAUGAGUAUUUUGAACUCAAGGCUAACUUACAUGCUGAGCCUGACUACCUGGAAGUCCUGGAGCAACAAACAUGAGGUGAUAAUAUUUUGGGCUGGGGCCGAAUUUCUGUAAUUUUAUUUUAAGUUGGAACCAUUGUAAAUAAAAGUGCCUUACAUGUCAACAGUCAGAACUUAAGCACAGCAGUAAUCCUAGCAAAGAAAAACUCAGGGAUCACUGUGGGAAGCCAUGGGACUGUGUGCAGGCAAUAUGUCUCACCCCAAAUAAAACAUGAAUUUUGUGUGAUUGAAGUGUGGGAGGAAGAUUGCUUAUUGCAAUAUUCCUUAUAACUUUAAAAAGUUGUGUAUGGCAUUCCAUUCUGUACCCUAUCCAUGGGAAAAUAUUCAUUAUCUUUACUUUUUUU